This is a messenger RNA of Trifolium pratense (red clover), 1240 nucleotides long. RefSeq names its product dihydroceramide fatty acyl 2-hydroxylase FAH2-like. Gene Ontology annotation, cellular component: membrane; endoplasmic reticulum. Gene Ontology annotation, molecular function: fatty acid 2-hydroxylase activity; iron ion binding. Lineage: Eukaryota; Viridiplantae; Streptophyta; Magnoliopsida; Fabales; Fabaceae. The record is from RefSeq and is a predicted model, not a curated record. Bases 309 to 1025 code for a protein of 238 amino acids. The transcript is spliced from 6 exons. Gene Ontology annotation, biological process: lipid biosynthetic process; fatty acid metabolic process.
GCGCAAGGUGAUGAAAGGUUGAGAAGCGGUUUGAUAAUUAGUUAAGACAAUGCAACGCUGUUUUUUUUGUAUUCUAUUCUCAGCACUUUGUCUCUUCCAACAACGUGUGGAUCACAAAUUCACCUUAAUUUAGAUUUACAUUUAAUUUAAUAUUAAUCAUAAUCUUAAUCAUAAUCAUCAUCACAUUAUUCAUUCACAAACUCAGAUUCCAAUUCACAUCUUCUGAGAUUUAAGACUCCCUCUCUCACCUUAUACGCGAAAGAGGGAGACUUAACCCUUUCUCCUCUCACACAUCUCAUUGUUGCAAGAUGGUUGCAAACAAAUUUGUUGUUGAUUUGAAUAAGCCCCUUGUUUGUCAGGUUGGUCAUCUUGGUGAAGAUUAUGAAGAAUGGGUUCACCAACCUAUUAUGGGUAAGGAAGGUCCUCGUUUCUUUCAUAGUGAUUUAUUAGAGGUUUUCACGCGAACGGCUUGGUAUGUGAUUCCAAUUGUUUGGGUGCCAAUUGCAUCUUGGUUCAUUUAUAACUCUUUUAGAUUGGGACUCCCUGUUCCUCAUCUCCCUCUUUUUGUGGUUCUUGGCAUUUUCGUAUGGACAUUGGCCGAAUACUUGUUGCACCGUUUUCUUUUCCAUGUUCAAACUACGAGCUAUUGGGCAAAUACAUUGCAUUAUCUUCUUCAUGGUUGCCACCAUAAGCAUCCCAUGGAUAGCUUAAGACUUGUUUUCCCACCAGUUGCAGCCGCUUUAAUAGCCCUCCCGAUCUGGUCGUCAGUGAAGCUUGUAUGCCCUCCUUCAAUUGCUCCUGCUGUGUUUGGAGGCAUUUUGUUGGGCUAUGUAAUGUAUGAUUGCACACAUUACUACUUGCAUCAUGGUCAACCAAAGAGUGAUGUGCCCAAAAAUCUAAAGAAGUACCACUUGAAUCAUCACUACCGAAUCCAGAGCCUUGGCUUUGGCAUCACAUCACCAUUCUGGGAUAAGGUUUUUGGAACGGUUCCUCCUCCAUCAAAGGUGGAUGCCAAGCGUAGAUAAGUAGCAGUUGAGCCUGCAUUUGUUCAUUGGUUAAUUAUAGCAGAUUGAGGAGUUUAGACAAAAAAAAGUCAAGAAUUUAUGUUUGUGAUUGUCUAAUUUUCUUUGCUCCUUUGAUGUUUUUUGAGGGUUAAGGUGCCAUCUUGUGUGAACAUUAUGUAAAAAUCGAUAAUAUGUAUCAAAUUUAUUUAGUAGGUAAACUCUUUUGUCUGUGCACA